AUGUGUGCGGUUAACAGACGUCGUGUCCCUAAUAAUGGUAGUUUAUCAAAGUUUAUCGUUUCAAAUUCUUCACUGAGCCAAACAUUACCACCCAACAUUCUAUCGUUUAUUGCAACUCAUGUCGCCCGAAUGAACCAACGUACGUGUGUAUUAGUCUGUAAACAGUGGACGGAACCAUUUCUAAAUGCUUGUUGGGGUAAAAUAAGUGUCGAAAAGCUUAAAAUAAAGAGCAUGGUCGACACAUCCAAUCUUAAACGUGUUUACACAAUAAAUACCCAUCGUGUGUGGGCAUUGGAACUAGCCACUCUAAAUCCAGAAGACAUGGUAUAUCUUUCAUGGUUACAACAAGCGUAUCCUAAGCUGAAGUAUUUUGAAUGCAUGGAAACAAGAGGGCAAGACAGCUGGAUUACAGAAUCAAUUGAUUGGAGUCUUUGGAAGUCAUUGUCAUACUUGAGUAUACAUUUGGAUUAUAGUCAUGAGGACGAUACGGUGGAAAGCUUCUUCUUAAAACUCUCAGAAUUUUCGUCCCUUGUUCAUCUCACAAUCAGUCCAUCAUACGGUGACCGAAAGCUUGAUUAUAUCCUUGCGCCUAUCACAAAAGAUGACAUGGAGAUACUAUAUUUUUCGACACUUCAAAAUUUUGGCUCAACAUUAGAACACAUCGAGUUUUUUAAUGACGGGCGCUCCACAUACCUAGUUGAUGAUUUCAAAAGUUGCAUUCAACCUUUCUCAGAAACACUAAAAACCCUGUCGAUCAAGACAUUUGAUUAUCCUAAUUCCAAACCAAACACAUACAUUUUUAGCGUAUGUCCAGAACUAGUUGAACUAAGAAUUGUGUCUUUUAGUGUCUUGGUAGAAGUAGACUUCAUAUCAAAUCAAUUCUUUGCCUUGCGAUUAUUGCAUGUAAGCUCAUCUCCCGUAUCACUUACCACAUCCCCAAAGAACACCCCCGCCCCGCACUCUACAGAAAUUGGAAAUUCGUGGUUCAAAAUAUUCGACAUGUCCUUGUCACAACUGGAGGGAUUAAUACUUGACAACAUCAAAUCUGGGUAUAACAUUGUCAAGCACUAUAUCAUUGAGCAAAUGGAGGAUCCAGACGCUAGUUCAUCAGAUCAAAAUGGCGAGGGACAACCAGCACGGACAAGCUGGUAUCAUGUGUGCUUGGACGAAACAAACAAAAGAGAAAGGCACUUGGCCUGGGAGCUCGGGAAACACGAUAUCGAGUUUUCUAAGAGAUACUACGGAGAUUUCAAACGCAGAAGAUUGCGUGAAAAAGGACGGAAAGACUUGGAGCGAAAUAUUAAGGAGUUACAUACCAAAAAGAUUCUGGAAAAGGGAUCUUCAAAAUGGUGCUUUGCUACUUUGAUUUAA
Molecule: messenger RNA, 1371 nt
Organism: Phycomyces blakesleeanus NRRL 1555(-)
Lineage: Eukaryota; Fungi; Mucoromycota; Mucoromycetes; Mucorales; Phycomycetaceae
Exons: 5
Coding region: 1-1371 (456 amino acids)
Source: RefSeq, a predicted model, not a curated record